Trichoderma citrinoviride is the source of this 1266-nucleotide messenger RNA. Its product is annotated as glycoside hydrolase family 28 protein. The record is from RefSeq and is a predicted model, not a curated record. Gene Ontology annotation, biological process: carbohydrate metabolic process. Lineage: Eukaryota; Fungi; Ascomycota; Sordariomycetes; Hypocreales; Hypocreaceae. Gene Ontology annotation, molecular function: polygalacturonase activity. The coding region runs from base 1 to 1266 and encodes 421 amino acids. The transcript has 7 exons.
AUGAAGCUCUUUUCUUCGGUAUUAUGGGUUCUGACAACCAUCCUGGUGGCGAAUGCGCACAGCUUACCGUCUCCAGAACACACAUGUGUUAUCCCUGCUUCAAAAGAUGGGAGUGAUGAUUCUCCUGCGAUCCGCGAAGCGUUUGCCAAGUGUGGUAACAAUGGGAAAGUUGUAUUUCAGAAAGAUACUACAUACAGUAUCCAGACCGUCUUGCAGCUACAUAAUUUGAAGAAUGUUCAAGUGGAUAUGCUUGGCACUCUUGAGUAUUCGACAGAUGUCCGGUACUGGAUCCUUCACGGGUCAUACUAUUACUUCCAGAAUAUCUCUAUUGCUCUGGAGUUUUCUGGCGAAAACAUUGUAAUUGACGGACAUGGCUCUGGCACGAUUAAUGGCCAAGGCCAAGUGUGGUAUGAUCUGGCUCUUGGUGUUGGUGGGCUAUACGGGCGUCCUAUCCCAUUCUGUCUACGAAACGUCAAAAAUGCAGUGGCGAGGAAUUUUAGAAUCCUGCAGUCCGGUAAAUGGAACUUUGUCAUGGUGGAAUCUCAAAACGUUCUCGUGGACAAUAUCUAUUUGUCUUCUACUUCUGACGACUUCCAGGCCAAUCCAGGCAAUCUUGGCAAUACAGAUGGAUUCGACACCAUUAACAGCAACAACAUUACUAUUCAGAACAGCUGGGCAAACGUUGGUGACGAUUGUGUCAGUUUUAAGCCUGGUUCUACAAACAUGCAUGUCAAGAACUUGACCUGCUAUAACAGCGCAGGCAUUGCAAUAGGCAGUCUUGGUCAAUAUGAAGGAGUGCGCGAUGUCGUUGAAAAUAUCACGGCAGAAGACGUUUCUCUCUACGGAAGCCGCAAUGGAGCUUAUAUCAAGACGUAUGUAGGUAAGAGAACCUACUGGCCUCCACAGGGUGGCGGCGGCGGGAAUGGUUAUGUUCGCAAUGUUGUUUUCAAGAACUUCCACAUAGAAAACAUCACCGCUUCACCUGUUCUUAUCCAACAGUGUACUCAUUGGGCUGGAUACAACGUGCCAGCAUGUGCUGAUACACCACCCACUGGUUUCUUUUCGAAUAUUUCGUGGUCUAACUUCACGGGAUAUAUGAACGAAAAGGUCGGAACAAAGGCAAUUAGCUGGACUUGUUCCCCUCUUGCAACAUGUGAAGGGUUUUCGUUCAAGGACAUCAAUGUCAAGUCGGCAAACGGAACAGAAGGCACAUAUAGCUGCACGAAUGUCGUUGGCUAUGACUCGACCUGUCAGGCACAAAACUGA